Plasmodium falciparum 3D7 is the source of this 1707-nucleotide messenger RNA. Its product is annotated as putative RING zinc finger protein. The record is from RefSeq and is a predicted model, not a curated record. Lineage: Eukaryota; Apicomplexa; Aconoidasida; Haemosporida; Plasmodiidae.
AUGAAGUUUGGUAAGAACAUCAGAAGAGAGAUGCAUAACCACUCGGGUAUGCAUUAUAUAAAUUAUAAAGUUUUAAAAAAAUUAAUAAAAUAUAUUAAUAAUAGUAUUACUGAAAAGGAGUUAGAGAAUGGGAUUGAAUUAAAUAAAAGAUUUGAAGAAGUUCUAUUACAUGAUUUAAAUAUAAUAGAAGAGACAUUUGUAAAGUUAUUUAAAGAGAUUAUGAAUAUAAAAAAAGAGAUUGAAAAGAAUUAUAGUACAGUAGAAAUAGUUGAUAAUAAUGACAGUAUGAAGAUUUCUAAAGAAUGUAUAUCCUUUGAUACUUUAUUAAAUAUAUUAAAAGAAGAAAAUGUUUCAAAAGAAUUUUUUAAUUUUUGUGUUCAAUUAAGUAUACUUUCUAAUAAAUGUAAAAUUAUAAGAACAUAUGUUAUAUAUAAUUAUAUAGGAUUAAUAAAAAUAUUAAAAAAAAAAAAUAAACAUUGUGGUAAUAUAUUUAGAAAUAUACAAAUAACUGAUAUCUUGUCACGUUAUACUUGGUGCCUGUCAGAUGAAUUACCAAAAUUAAUUUCUUCAGUUAAUAUUAUCUCGGAUGAGUUUAUGCAAAAAUAUACGAAUACAAAUGUAACUAUUGAAAAAUAUAUAUGCCCCAUUUGUUUAUCUUUAAUACAUGAACCGGUUACUUUAAAUUCAUGCUUUCAUUCCUUCUGUUGGAAAUGCUUAGCUACAGCUAUUCAGAAAUAUUCUAUAGAUAAUUGUCCAUCCUGUAGAACUAAAAUUGUUUAUGAUAAAAAUUCUUUUAAAAUAGAUGGAAUUUUAAACCAAUUCUUGGAAAAGCAUUUUCUGAGUUCACAUGAUAAAGAAAAAAAUCGGCCCUUUAAAGGAGGUCACCAAAAAGGAGAAAAUGGGAUGCAAACAAUGGACACGGAAGCGUUCAAGAGGGAAAAUAUAAAGAGGUACAAUGGUGGGGGGGAAAACAUCGACAGGUACAAUGGUGGGGGGGAAAACAUCGACAGGUACAAUGGUGGGGGGGAAAACAUCGACAGGUACAAUAUUGAGGGGGAAAACAUCGACAGGUACAAUGUUGAGGGGGAAAACAUCGACAGGUACAAUAUUGAGGGGGAAAACAUCGACAGGUACAAUGUUGAGAAGAACCAUCUUAUAAAGAAGACAAAUAAGAACAUAAAUAUUAGUAACAAUAAUAAAAUAUCAUUUAAUUAUUCAAACAAUUAUGUUUUAUCAAAUCAAGUGUUUGAAAAUAAUAAGAACAAAUGUGUUAUGAACCAUAAUAUUUAUAAUAUAAAAGACGAGGAAAAACAAAAGGUACGAGGAUCAACUUAUACAGGUUCUAUUUUAUCCUCAUCAGAUUCUUCAAAUAGCAAUCAAAAUAAUUAUAUAAAUUUUAUGUAUAACAAAAAAGGAAAGGAUAUUAUAGUUCCUAUGACAAAAAUGAGUAGUAGGUUGAGAGAGUAUGAAAUACUAGAUGAUGAAUAUGUGGAUAACAUUGAAUGUUUAAAUAAGUAUGUGUCUGUAUUAAAUACGAAUGAUGUAAAUAUUAUGGAUGAUAGAGAAAGAGAGUGUAGUGAUUAUAGUGAUGAAUUUUGUAAUGAAGUAUCAAAGGAUAAAAUAAAUAAUAAUGAGAAUAAUAAAAUGAGGCAAGAAAAUAAUUAUAAUAAUAUAAUAAAUGACGUUUUGAGUUAUACGUUUAAUUAA